AUGACACACAAAAGGAAGUCGGCAGCAGCUAAACGAAGACAAGACAACCUUGCUCAACCCGAUCAGUCAUUGUCAUCGUCGUCGUCUUCUACACAACAGCAACAACAAGAACAACAACCUGUUUUAUUGGCAGCGGAUAAGACCGGCAAGAAAUGGCGCAACAUGGCCAUCCGUACAUUUACAACACUGCUCAUGAUUGGAGCUUUCUUUUUCGUCUUGGCGUCUGGCUAUGUUUGGUCUAUAGUGGCUGUUAUGGGUAUCACUAUUGUCGUCUAUCGUGAAGUCAUCCAAAUUGCCCAAGUACCCGCCAAGGAAAAGAGUGUACGUUGGUUCAAGACCAUGAGUUGGUACUUUUUGAUUACCACCGAGUAUUUCCUUUAUGGUGAAUCCAUCAUUUACUACUUUACGGAGAUUGUCAUGGUCGACCGAUUCCUGCUUCCUUUUGCAACCCAUCAUCGAUUCAUCAGCUUUAUGCUUUAUGUUCUCGGAUUUGUCUUUUUUGUGGCCAAUCUCAAAAAGGGACAGUAUUCGUUUCAAAUGGCACAAUUCUGUUACACCCAUAUGGCUUUACUUUUGAUUGUCGUUCAAAGUCACUUUAUUGUCGAGAACAUCUUGGAAGGCUUGAUCUGGUUUGUCAUGCCCGCUGCUCUGGUGAUUUGCAAUGAUAUCUUCGCCUAUGUUUGUGGUUUCUUUUGGGGAAGAACCCCAUUGAUCCAGUUGAGCCCGAAAAAAACAGUCGAAGGCUUUGUGGGUGGCUUCCUUUGUACACUUGUCCUUGGAUUCAUUAUUACUACCAUUUUGAUGCAAUUCAAUUACCUCAUUUGUCCCGUUCAGGAUUUGGGCGCAUCGGCAUGGUCUCAUGUUACUUGUGAACCCAAGAACCCCGUGUUUACAGCUGUUCCUUGGGAAUUACCUUCCAAUGUUGCAUGGUUAUUGAAAUUGAUUUUCCAACGUGACAUUACUCAAGUACCCAUUGCCCCUGUACAACUCCAUGCCAUUGUGAUGGCUUGCUUUGCUUCGCUUAUUGCUCCCUUUGGUGGUUUCUUUGCCAGUGCUGUGAAGCGUGCAUUCAAAAUCAAGGAUUUCGGACAUAGUAUCCCAGGCCAUGGUGGCAUGACUGAUCGCAUGGAUUGUCAAUUCCUUAUGGGUCUGUUUGCUCACAUGUACCACCAAAGUUUCAUCAAGACAUACAAUGUCUCUGUGGGUUCCAUCUUGGCAUUGACCAUCAAUAACUUGACGCCUCGUGAACAAGUGGAACUUUUGGAACGACUUCAAACCUACUUGUCCAAUCAAGAAAUUCUGGACUCGGCCAUGAUCGCAGCCAGCAACAUUGGUGAUAUCAUUUCAAAGGCUCAACGAAAUCUCACAUUGUGA
Messenger RNA from Lichtheimia ornata, 1374 nucleotides. RefSeq lists its product as uncharacterized. Gene Ontology annotation, cellular component: endoplasmic reticulum membrane. Bases 1 to 1374 code for a protein of 457 amino acids. The record is from RefSeq and is a predicted model, not a curated record. The transcript has 8 exons. Gene Ontology annotation, molecular function: phosphatidate cytidylyltransferase activity. NCBI's taxonomy places the organism in Eukaryota, Fungi, Mucoromycota, Mucoromycetes, Mucorales, Lichtheimiaceae.